GCAGAGUUGGUUAGCAGGACAGAGGGAUUAUACACUUUACUGGAGACAAUACAAGGACUUUAACAGCAGCAGUCAUGGUGGAUGCAGCAGCAGCGGAGCAGUUCCUGGAUGCCAACCCGCAAUUUGCCAAGCAGUACUACGACAUCAACUUCCGGCCUAAGGUCAUCUCGGACCUGUUGGACAACAACCGAAAGGCGGCACUGGACGUUGGCAAGUUUCAUGAGCUGUCGACGGUGGAGGAGAGCGAAGUCCUCUUUGACUUGAUGCGGGACAUCCAGGACAACCUGCAGAUGGAGAAGUCCAUCUUCAACCUCAUGAGACACCUCAGCUUCAUGAUGAGGGCUGACCGCAUGAGCCUCUUCAUGUACCGGCAGAGGAAUGGUGUAGCUGAGCUGGCAACAAGGUUAUUUAACGUCCAUAAAGAUGCAGCAUUUGAUGACUGUCUGGUGCCACCUGACAGUGAGAUUGUUUACCCGUUGGAUAUGGGCAUUGUGGGCCAUGUGGCCUCCACCAAGAAGAUGGUCAACAUUCCUGAUGUGUCUGAGAGCCCUCAUUUCAGUGACUUUGUGGAUGAGCUGACAGAGUAUCAGACCAAGAACGUCCUCGCCAUCCCAAUCAUGAACGGUAAAGACAUGGUGGCCGUCAUGAUGGCCAUCAACAAGUUGGACGGAACGCGCUUCACUGCCAAGGAUGAAGAGACCCUAAACAAGUACCUGAACUUUGCCAACCUGAUCCUGAGAGUUUUCCAUCUGAGUUACCUGCACAACUGUGAGACCAGGAGGGGACAGGUGCUGCUGUGGUCGGCCAGCAAGGUGUUUGAAGAGCUGACGGACAUAGAGAGGCAGUUCCACAAAGCCCUGUACACAGUCAGAGCUUUCCUCAACUGUGACCGCUACUCUGUGGGUCUGCUGGACAUGACCAAGACCAAGGAGUUCUUUGACCUGUGGCCCGUUUUGAUGGGAGAGGUUCCACCAUACGAUGGACCCAAAACUCCUGAUGGCAGGGAAAUUAUCUUCUACAAACUGAUCGACUACAUCCUCCACGGCAAAGAGGACAUCAAAGUCAUACCGAGUCCUCCAGCAGAUCACUGGGCCCUGAUCAGCGGUUUACCCACCUACGUCGCCGAGACUGGACUGAUUUGUAACAUAAUGAACGCAGCAGAGGAUGAAACUUUUGAAUUCCAGAAAGAGCCUCUGGAUGAUUCUGGCUGGACCAUUAAGAACGUCCUGUCGAUACCAAUUGUCAACAAGAAAGAGGAGAUAGUGGGUGUGGCCACGUUCUAUAACAGGAAGGAUGGGAAACCCUUUGAUGAAAUGGAUGAAACACUGAUGGAGUCUCUGACCCAGUUCCUGGGCUGGUCGGUGUUGAACACUGACACCUACGAUAAGAUGAACAAGCUGGAGAACAGGAAGGACAUCUUCCAGGACAUGGUGAUGUACCAUGUCAAGUGUCGCAAGGAUGAAAUCCAGAACGUUCUGAACACCAGGGAGAGAUGGGGGAAGGAGCCAGAUGAGUGCGAGGAGGAAGAGCUCCAAGAGAUUCUGUCAGAGGUUUUGCCGAGUGCGAAGAAAUCUGAGAUCUUGGAGUUUCACUUCUGUGACUUUGAGCACAGUGAACUGGACCUGGUGAAGUGCGGCAUCCAGAUGUACUACGAACUGAAAGUGGUGGACAAGUUUCACAUUCCCAGAGAGGCCCUGGUGAGGUUUGUUUACUCUUUGAGUAAAGGCUACAGGAAGAUCACCUACCACAACUGGAGACAUGGAUUCAACGUCGGACAGACCAUGUUCACCCUGCUGAUGACCGGCGAUCUGAAGCGUUACUACACAGACCUGGAGUGUAUGGCCAUGGUGACUGCUGGCCUCUGCCACGAUAUUGACCACAGAGGAACCAACAACCUCUACCAGAUGAAGUCUGGUAAUCCUCUGGCGAAGCUUCACGGCUCCUCCAUCUUGGAAAGACACCAUCUGGAGUUUGGCAAGACUCUGCUGAGAGAUGAAUCACUGAACAUUUAUCAGAAUCUAAACCGCCGGCAGCACGACCUCGUCAUCCACCUCAUGGACAUCGCCAUUAUCGCUACUGACCUGGCUCUCUACUUCAAGAAGAGGACAAUGUUCCAGAAGAUUGUUGACCAGUCCAAGACCUACGAGAGCUGGACCGACUGGACCAAGUACAUGAUGCUGGAGACCACGCGUAAAGAGAUCGUCAUGGCCAUGAUGAUGACAGCCUGUGACCUGUCUGCUAUCGCCAAGCCGUGGGAGAUUCAGAGCAAGGUGGCGCUGUCUGUAGCUGCAGAGUUCUGGGAGCAGGGAGACCUCGAGAGGACGGUCCUGGAGCAACAACCCAUUCCCAUGAUGGACAGAAACAAAGCAGAGGAGCUGCCGAAGCUGCAGUGUGGUUUCAUCGACUUUGUCUGCGCUUUUGUGUACAAGGAGUUCAGCCGUUUCCACGUGGAGAUCACCCCCAUGCUGGACCGCCUGCUGAACAACAGGAAGGAGUGGAACGCCCUGAAGGAGGUGCACGAAGCCAAAGUGGCUGCCAUUGAGGAAGCCAAGAAAGCCAAGGAGGAGGAGGCUCAGAAAGCUGUGGCAGCCAAACAAGCGAGUGCAGCCCAGUCACAAUCAAAGACUUGUAUUCUCAGCUAGAGAGGCUACAAUAGCACCACCUUGUUUGCAACAUGGUUAUGGUCCAAUACUGGAUUUAUGCAAAAGAUUUUCUCCUUUUAUUCUUUUUAAAUCCAGUUUACAGAGAGGAUGUCUCUCACUUCUCCUGCAUUUACUGAAAUCUCCUUUCUGCACUGCUUCUUCCUGUCCUUGCUGCUUUGAUACUGUGUUACUCAUUAGAUGCACUUGGCUUCAUGUUGUGUUCAGGUGUUUGCAGGAAGCUCCAACAUCUAACAUUUGAGAGUCGGUUACCAAAAAGCAUUACAUGCAGCAAGCUAUGUGUUUUGUCUGUACUUUGUCAAGAAUUUGGAAGCUUCCUGGACUGAAAAGGUUCAAAUGGCAACUCGGGUGUUAAAUGUCAUCUUACCUACAAGCCUGUAAUGCUGUACUGGCAUUAACUGAGUCCAGCAGCUGCCUAGAAAGGUCUGUUAUAGAAAAUGCUCAGCAGAAAUGUUACAGUACACAGUCUGCUGAGGAGCUAAUGGGCUAAAACAUGCAAAGCAUUAGUUUGUUCCUUUAAGUAUCUGUGAUUGCGGCUUGUGGGUUAGCAGCAGAUGUAACCUACACUGACCUUUAAUAAUCUACACAUUUGUGUUGUAAACACCAGUGUCUCCUGAUUACACUUCAGUGUCAGCUCAAAUGUUCAGUAUAUGCUCUCAGAUGAAAGGUCUGGGUCAGUCUGAGGACGUCAGAGAGUUUCUCAGUAGACUGAAAAAGUUCUAGACAUUUGUCUUGAUGAAGCAAAUGCAAACUUAUUGUUAUGUAUUCUUAUUAUGAGCUGUAAAGAACAUCAAGGCAAAAAAGAUCCAAGACAAUCUAUAAAUUAAAGCUUCAGUGUGACUCUUUGAUUCUGUGCAUUUUGUAGUUGUGGUUCUUUUAUGAUGGAGAUGUGUUUAUACACAGAGAGGGAACACGCUCCAACUCUGGUUAAUGACAUUCGUCACUGGGCGUUUCCAUAGUGUCUGUGAGUCAAGUGUUAUUUUAUAUUUUUGGCUCAGGUCUUCCGACAUUAGUUGUGUUGACAUGUUUGUCUCAGCUUCUUCUUCGUCUGUGCUGUCAAAGGUUCAGAACGGAGAAAUUUAUAAAUGCAAACGCAGAACAUGGCUUGCAAAAUAGAUGCACGCUGAAAAUACCUUCAUGUACUCUGUUGUUCAGUUAUUGGUUGGUUAAAGACGGCUUACCUUCUCUGCUGCACUGGUUUUUACUGUACACUGUGUAUUAAAGUAUGUUACAAGAUAAUAAUCCUUUUUAGCAUUUGUGAUAUUUAAUGUAAAUGUUUGUAGAUACUUGCGCAGAAAUCUAAUGCAGAUCAGCGGAGAUGAAACAGUUUGUGAACUAAUUCCUCACACAAACACACAUGCAGUCAGUUUUGCUGUAGUUGACAAUGAGGAAAUGUGAAAUUGUUUGAAAAGAGAUUAGUAAAGACGCUAUUUUCAUACUGAC
Seriola dumerili (greater amberjack) is the source of this 4103-nucleotide messenger RNA. RefSeq names its product phosphodiesterase 6B (gene pde6a). Gene Ontology annotation, molecular function: protein binding; 3',5'-cyclic-nucleotide phosphodiesterase activity. The transcript is spliced from 24 exons. The record is from RefSeq and is a predicted model, not a curated record. Lineage: Eukaryota; Metazoa; Chordata; Actinopteri; Carangiformes; Carangidae. Bases 75 to 2642 code for a protein of 855 amino acids. Gene Ontology annotation, biological process: signal transduction.